Molecule: messenger RNA, 1089 nt
Organism: Pseudomassariella vexata
Lineage: Eukaryota; Fungi; Ascomycota; Sordariomycetes; Amphisphaeriales; Pseudomassariaceae
Exons: 3
Coding region: 1-1089 (362 amino acids)
Source: RefSeq, a predicted model, not a curated record
AUGACUGAACGAGAGCCUGAUGAUUCCCAACCUCGCAAGCGAAUUGCCGUAGCUUAUACAACCAGUGCGGUCGGUGCCGUAUCCUCGCAAGAAAUGCAGCCCCGAGACGGUGGUGGAAGCUUUGGAUACGACGUUGACACGGCGCGGGCAUACCAAACUCGGGGCACGGUAUCGCCGCUGGUCUCGCAGUACCCUGCCGAUCUGCCGAACGGGGAUGUCAUGUACCGCCAGAGCACGUAUCCGUACCCAAGCAAGAGCUACUACUCGGUUCAAGGUUGGGGAGGUGCAUAUCCUGAUGAAGGCGUCGACUACGCAAUGAACUACCCUUCAUACCCACAAAUGAGUCAGGAGCCCGUUCACAUGGUCCCGGGAUACCGCUACGGCUCCGGGUCCAAGGCGCCAGUGUACGUUGACCCAGAAGCUUCAGCAUACCCCUAUCCGAGUCUGGUCCACCGCCCCGCUUCUGCUGUCAGCAGCGAUCUCCCUAAUUUUUCCCUUUCCGGCAUGGCCGCCUCGCUUCCUACGCCCUCGGAUCGCCUCCCUAAUGUCAACCGCACCUUGACGAGUUCCUCGGCUUAUAGGAGCGAUGGUCUUCCCGGACCAAACUAUUCGAGCAACAAAGCAACCUCGGAUUACGGUAGUGUCAACUCCAGUUUCGAAUCCCCCGUUUCAUACGCGCCGACUACCACCCUUCCCUCCAAUGUCCCCGGCCGCCCGUCCGAAGCGGGAAGUGCCUAUCAAACAGCUGCAGAUACCUCGUACGGCUCCUCGGACCACCACCACUCGUACCGGUCUGCCCACGAACCCGACAGCUACGUCUACGGUGGCGAUAAAAUCGACAGCGACAGAAGGGGCUCCCAAUCCAGCGGUGGCGCCAGCGUCGGCUCGGUCCUCUCCAACGGCCAAGUUUACGUUCCUGAUCCGCAGCAUUCCCACCCCCACGCACCAGCCGGUUACGCCAUAUCCGCCGCAGCCUCGGCAACCGAAGCUACGACAGCGGCUGGUGGUCGUAGCGGCGGCAGUGUGACCUCGCAGACGCAGCACGGGGACGGCCACAGACACUCUGCCGCCAGCCUGCGAGGGGCAUAG